Molecule: messenger RNA, 732 nt
Organism: Lolium rigidum
Lineage: Eukaryota; Viridiplantae; Streptophyta; Magnoliopsida; Poales; Poaceae
Exons: 4
Coding region: 1-732 (243 amino acids)
Source: RefSeq, a predicted model, not a curated record
AUGUGGCACACAGAGCUAGGCAAGGUUUAUGGUCUUCGAGCUGAAAUGAGUAUAUGGGGUUCCCCAAAUCAAGAAUACUCUCAAGAAUCUGGAGCUGCCAUACAGAUCUAUUGUUCAGACGGAGGAAAAUAUAGCUUAAUCGAAGCUGGAUAUCACGUUUCUCCUUCUUUGUACCGUAACAGAGAUGUCCGCUUCUUUACAUACUCAACGAAGGACACCAAAUCAGCAGGCUGCUACAACCUAGAGUGCGCAGGAUUUGUUCCUGCAACUGGAGCUGCUCUACGGCCUGGCCAAGCCGUUGCACCUCAAUCAACGUAUGGUGAAGCUGACCGCUACAUCAGGCUUAGCCUGAACAAGGAUCCAAACUCUGGAGACUGGGUAUUGUACCGGCAUGAUUUAGAAGCACCGUCAUUUUUGGGGCAUUUUCGAAGUCAGCUUUGCCCGGGAACAUUGCGAAUACAGGCAUUGACUGGAUUCGUGAAUUACCUAAGGAACACACAUGGUCCUCCGAUGGGUAGCGGACACUUUCCGGAUGACGAAGAUGACAAGAAAUGUGCAUACUUUAAGCAUAUUAAGAUCUACGAUGCUAAAGGUCAUGCUUGGGACCCAAUUACAACUCGCAUGAUCUCUUUAGUUGACAGGGAAGACUGCUACAAUGAAACUGACUUUACAGUGGAAAUUAAUAAGGGCUACAUUUUCUAUUAUGGUGGACCAAGUGGUUGUAACGGUUAA